This is a messenger RNA of Dracunculus medinensis (Guinea worm), 999 nucleotides long. The record is from the annotation of a GenBank genome assembly. NCBI's taxonomy places the organism in Eukaryota, Metazoa, Nematoda, Chromadorea, Rhabditida, Dracunculidae.
AUGCAAGAGAUUAUUAUUUAUACAAUAUUAUAUUUAUUAUUUUCAAUUUGUAUAAUAUUUCCACCGAUUGAAUUUAUUAGUGCUGGUUUCACAGUAUCGUCGAUUUUUUCAUUUCUCCUUGGUGAGGAACGAUUUGAUUUUGUUGGCUAUCAAUUACGGCGAACAAUUAUUACUUCAUUUAUACAUUCAUGUCUUCCUUUUGUACAUUUGGUAUAUUUAUUAUUCAAAUAUUGUAAAAGUUGGGAUUCUCAUCCAACAGUUAAAUUAUUGAAGUACUUCGAUUCGAAUUGGGUAAAUGUUGCAAAUGAUAUAAAUGAAGAAUACAGAAAUUUAAAUAAUUUUAGUAUUUCCCUUUCGGGAAUCAAUAAAGUAAUUAUGACUAAUUCAUGGAUACUUAAUAUAACAAAUUAUUCAUUAAUAUGUGCUCAGAUAUCUGACGUUGCUCUUCAGAUUAUUCAUGCUGAUGAACAUCAGAUCUCUCACCACGAACCGUUUGGUGGAUCGGUUCAGUUCGUCAAUAUUGAAGUAAAAAGUCUUUCGGGAAAAUUUGAAACAUUCAUUAUUAGAAUCCAAGCCGAUUCAUUCAGAGACAUGCAAGAUAAAAUUAAUAAACCAAUUAGUAUUGCAAAAGAAGUUAUACUUCGUCAAUCAUUAAAUGAUCGAUUUAUUGAAGCUUUUGUUGAACAAGUUCGCAGUAAUCCGCGUUUUGAUUAUCGUAAUGUAGAAAAUCUUGAACCAUGUUUGGCUUGCGCUUCUGAAUUGCCAAAUAUAAAACUAAACAAAAACUGUAUUAGUCACGAAGAAAUAGAUUUUGAUGGUGAACCUAGACCUUUAUGUACGCAAUGUUAUUGCCGUCCAAUGUGGUGUGUUAGGUGUAUGUCUCUAAUUUUCGCUGCCAAACAAGAUAGAAAUCAUCCUGAACGCUGGAUGCCUGGGAAAGCAAGUUGUCCUACAUGCCGUGCAAUUUUUUGCGUUCUUGAUGUUUCGUUUUUAUCUUAG